Messenger RNA from Solanum lycopersicum (tomato), 609 nucleotides. RefSeq lists its product as uncharacterized. NCBI's taxonomy places the organism in Eukaryota, Viridiplantae, Streptophyta, Magnoliopsida, Solanales, Solanaceae. The record is from RefSeq and is a predicted model, not a curated record.
CGCAAUUAUCCAUAUCAGCUUAGCGAUACAAAUCCUAUUAAUACCCGCAGUCUUUGUUCUUCAUAUUUUGUAUCAAUGCUCCUUUUAGUAAAAUUUGUGUGUAACAUUGCAAAAAUUGCAGCCUUGUUGUUCUUCCUUUUUGCUCAAGCUGGUCCUCUGACUGUCUACUUAGCCAAUUAAGAAAAUACUGUAUGGGUUUCGUUGGAGUUCCCAUCUGCGUACAGUGUGGCAAUGCCAGCAAUCCUUGUAGGUGCAAGGUGGUGGGGCCAACACUUGGUUUCUUGGCAUUUGCUGCGGCAGCAAUUGUAGAAUGGCCGGUUGGUGCACUUGUUUAUGUGUUCCGUCACUCCAAGGGACGUCGGAUAAUGGGUCAUCCAGCCACUGUCAUUUAUCCUUCAGUCACCAACUCCAUUCCUAUUUAAUUUACUUUUUGUUUUUCUUAUUUUCAACUUCCAAUGGUGUUACUAUAAAUGUAUGUUAGUAGUUUUAAUUACCUUACUCUAUAUCUAUAUAUAUAAAUGAAUUAUUAUGUGCUUUGUUUGAACUACAAUAAUGAUGUAUGGUGCUUUUGUAAUGCACUAUGAUAUAUAAGCAUAUGUUUCUCUUGUG